AUGGCAGAUUCAUCCAGUGAUUCAGACAACUUUCUUAGAGGUCAAAUAGGAAGGCGGCCACCUUUGAGAGCACCCCACAACAGAGCUCGGAACAAUGAUGCUGAAGAAGUUACAGAGAAGAUCCAUACUUUAGCAAGCACUUUACAGGAUACCAACAGAAAUCUAAGACAUGUUGACCGUUUGCUAGGACAAUACAGAGAAUACAACAAGGAACAAACCGAAGCAAUAGCAACUUUAAAAGAAACACUGGAACAAUCAAUAGGUCAAUUAAGGAGCCAACGAUUAAUCCGAAACUCUGGAAUGAGAAGUGCUUCUCUCUCCAGCUUAUACCCUAGUGAUCUGGAUGGAGAAGGAGUGUCAGGGAACCGUCACUUCCUGCCUACUUCUCCUCUCAGGGAUUAUGGAGACUCACAGGGCAAUAAACAUCGAAGGUCCAGAUCUGCAAGUGUUCGAUUUGUCAAUGAGGCAGAUAAUUUGGACCAGCUGCAUUCUUUCCACCAGUCUCUUCGAGACCUCAGUAGUGAACAAGUUCGCCUAGGAGAUGACAUCAGUCGGGAGCUUUCAAGAAGAAAUCGGACUGAUGCUGAAUUAAGAAAGACUCUAGAAGAAUUGUCUGAAAAGCUCACUGAGUCCCAAAGGCAAGAAACGGUAUCAGAACGGAUAGAGAAAAGACUUCAGGAGAUAGAACAAGAAAUGCGUGCUGAAAGACAGCUUGUAGAAAGGCGCCAGGACCAACUGGGACAUAUGUCUCUUCAGUUACAAGAGGCUUUAAAGAAGCAAGAUGCUAAAGCAGAUGAAACAGAAGAACUCAUGAAAAAUAAACUUGUGAAAUACGAAAGUGAAAAGAACCAACUUAAGCAGGAGUUGGAGCAGUCCCAGAAAAAGUUGAAUGAGUCAGAAGGCAGUAGAGAAGCUCUUUUGCAUCAGAUUGAGAAUCUUCGUUCCCAACUUUUGAGGGCAGAAGAUGACCGUGUAGAGUUGCAACAUCAAAUUUCACAUGUUGCUAUGCACCACCAGGGCUACCAGAAUGUACAAGAUGAUGACAGGAGAAUUAGAACAGUAGCUGAAAGAUAUGAGAGAGAGAAGCAAGAACUGGAGAAACAUAUUUUGGAGCUUAAAGCAAAACUGAGUUGUAAUGCAGUAAUGUCAGAGGUAGAAGAACUAAAGAGAUGCAUAGAGCGUAAGGACAAGGAGAAAGCACAGCUUGUAAUGCACAUACAGAGCAUAACAGCAGACA
This is a messenger RNA of Cariama cristata (Red-legged seriema), 1237 nucleotides long. Its product is annotated as centrosomal protein of 128 kDa-like. The transcript has 12 exons. NCBI's taxonomy places the organism in Eukaryota, Metazoa, Chordata, Aves, Cariamiformes, Cariamidae. The annotation marks the transcript as partial. The record is from RefSeq and is a predicted model, not a curated record.